GGGGUUUGAAUUGCUUAUAAAUACCCUCUCUGAAUCUGAGAGCACACGAGACGGUCUCCAGCUCCUUUGGCUUUGCCAUUCUGCAGGGCUCUCCUGGCCAGGAACCAUGAGGCUCUGGGUCUGCAUCGCGUUGCUCUCCACCGUUCUGUGUGCAAGUGCUGACAGACCAAGGAUAGUUGAAGGAAUAAUCCGAGCUGGACAAUUUGUCUGGGAUGCAGCGGGAGGGGCGCAUGAUAUGUUCAGAGCAUACAAGGACAUGCGUGAGGCAAAUUACAAAGGUGCCGACAAGUAUUUUCAUGCCCGUGGGAAUUAUGAUGCUGCCCGGAGAGGACCUGGUGGUGCUUGGGCAGCAAGAGUGAUCAGCGACGCCCGGGAGAACUGGCAGAGCGGCGUGAGCGGUAGAGGCGCUGAGGACACCCGGCUGGACCAGGAGGCGAACGCGUGGGGCCGGAGCGGUGGGGACCCGAACCGCUACCGGCCCAAGGGGCUGCCCCGCAAGUACUAGCGCUGUACUCCGCUCCUGUCACACCUCCCUUUGUACAGCCCAAUAAAGGAAUCCUCCUGAGAACUGUU
Messenger RNA from Vidua macroura (Pin-tailed whydah), 573 nucleotides. Its product is annotated as serum amyloid A protein-like. The transcript has 4 exons. The record is from RefSeq and is a predicted model, not a curated record. Lineage: Eukaryota; Metazoa; Chordata; Aves; Passeriformes; Viduidae. The coding region runs from base 107 to 505 and encodes 132 amino acids. Gene Ontology annotation, cellular component: extracellular region.